Molecule: messenger RNA, 2348 nt
Organism: Triplophysa rosa
Lineage: Eukaryota; Metazoa; Chordata; Actinopteri; Cypriniformes; Nemacheilidae
Gene: insig1
Product: insulin induced gene 1
Exons: 6
Coding region: 187-939 (250 amino acids)
Biological process (GO): SREBP-SCAP complex retention in endoplasmic reticulum; cholesterol biosynthetic process; SREBP signaling pathway
Cellular component (GO): endoplasmic reticulum; SREBP-SCAP-Insig complex
Source: RefSeq, a predicted model, not a curated record
GUUUUCUGCAGAGGAAGCGCGCGUGUGGUAUAAGAUUUGUACUGUGGGAUGAGAGCGGCAGUGGUGUUUCGUUACGAGAGAAUGUGACCAAAUAAAAUCAUCUGAACAACAUCUGUUAUAAACGCUGCGUUUUUCGAAGUAGUGAAGACGAUUACACAGGAACACUACAAAGGAAUCAAGUGCCAAAUGCCAAGACUAGAGGAACAUUGCUGGACGUGCUCCUGUUCAACCAGUGUGAAAUCGAAGGGCCUCUCGAGCGCCAGCUGGAUUGUUUGUAAAACGGGUGAAAUGAUGUCCAUCAUAACCUCAGUGUUGAGCCACGCUUACGGCUCUCUGCACAGCCUCCAGUCUGCUAAUCUAAUUCGACGGGGACUUGUACUGUUUAUCGUUGGAGUUGUUCUCGCCUUGGUGUUAAACUUACUUCAGAUGCAGAGAAAGGUGACAUUGUUCCCAGAGGAAGUGCUGGACACUUUGUUUUCGUUUUCGUGGAUUCCCCUCUGCUGUGGCACUGCCGCUGCUGUGGUUGGACUCUUGCAUCCCUGCUUGGACAGCCAUCUUGGAGAGCCACACAAGUUUAAGCGGGAGUGGGCCAGCGUGAUGCGCUGCAUUGCUGUUUUUGUAGGCAUUAAUCAUGCCAGUGCUAAACUGGACUUUGCCAAUAAUGUGCAACUCUCACUUACUUUGGCGGCUCUGUCUCUGGGCCUGUGGUGGACAUUUGACCGUUCUAGGAGUGGCUUUGGCAUAGGACUGACCACUGCUCUGUUAGCGACUCUCGUUGCUCAGCUGCUUGUCUACAACGGCAUCUACCAGUACACAUCUCCAGAUUUCUUGUAUGUACGUUCCUGGUUGCCUUGUAUAUUCUUCUCUGGUGGAGUGACAGUAGGAAAUAUUGGGCGACAGCUAGCUAUGGGCUCCACUGAGAAGCCUCACAAUGAUUAAGCGGGCAUCUGAGGUCAUGAAGUGAGCUUCGAUGAGUGCCAAAACGGAGGGCCUGCAAACCGAGACUCUAUAUUGGGUGUCCCUCAAGACAAAGACUUUUUAGUCCAAGCGUAAUAUCUGCUCUUAAUUUUGCUCCUCUUUAUAAAAAAAGAAAACAGAGCGGGUUGGUCUGAGCUGGCCCAGUGUGCCAUGAAGAGCACCUUUCGAGCAGCCAAAAGAACCCCCCUAGCACCAAUUACUACCAUCAGCAUUGGUACAACAGCUCUUUGCAGUUGUAUUACUGGUAGUAUCAUUCUAAUUAUUACCAUGUUGCUGGAGUGAAAAGUAGUGGUGAAGCUGUGUGUGUAUAUAAACGAGUGUGCGGGUGUAGGCCUACUGGUCCUGUUGAUGAGACCAUGCAAGGAGAAACAUGUGGUGCAGAAAUACACACUUCAUUGUGUUUUACUUUUUUGCUGGAGAACUGAAGGAUAAUGAAAGGGAAUGUUUAAGGCUGUGCAAAAUACAAAAUAUCCAAAGAGGUCUGUUUAUAUAGUUUUUUAAUGGGCUCCCUUUCAUAUUAACUUGAGUGUUACUGAGAGUACCAGAUGGGUUUGAUUGCCAAUCACAUUUGUGCCGACUGUUAUUUUACUCCUUUGUAUUGGUUGUGGAUUUUCUCCUUGUUGCUAAUACAGACCAAAAGAAAACUAGAAACAUUAGCUAUGAAGUAAUUAAGUGGCACCUUUUUUAUUAAUAUAAACUCACAGAAUUCUUUUGACAUGGUAAUACCUAAUCAUUUUUAUAGGUUUUGAAAUCACUGAACCUAAGAUGAGUAAACAUCCACAAAAACCUUUUACUGCGGCCUCCAAGGUUUGCAAUCUGUGAUUGCCUAUUAUUCAAUUGAGUGCUUUUGUCACUUCUCCAGUGUGGUAAUGCUUUUUGUUUGUUUGUACUUUAUUCAUUGUGUAUUUCUUAUCACAUGUAGCCAAUUCUGUAUCUAAUGUAAGAGGUAUUACUGGGCUAGAGUAUAGGUUGGGGGUCUUGGUAAAAGAAGUGCAAUCAGCCUGGUAUUCUCUCAUAUUUAUUACUUUUAUAAUGUUAAGGUACCACCCCAGAUGACUUGUAUGCAGUAUAGAAACAGACCAGCAAUAAACGCAUCGUUUGUGUACAUUUAUAUGUGAAGGUAUAGUAUGACCACAAAUUCGCUUUGAAAAGUAGUCUCAAAAAGAUCUUGAAAAUAAUACCAAUGACCAUUUCCACUGUUCAUAAAUUGUGUUGUAUAUGCAUACUUGCAUUAGCAAGUUUAGACAAAUUACAAAUGUUGCAUGCCGUGUUUGGCAAUGUUUGGAAAAUAUAUGGAACAAAAUCAUUUCUGUUGUAAAGUUUGUACCAUUCUGGGUUAUGAAUUAGAUUCAAUAAAAUUGUGUGAUCCA